CCACAACAACAUAGGAUUGAGAAAGCUCUGAUUUAAAAAUGUGUACCUUCACAUCUUCACUAUAAAGCAGCAGAAAUAUCAUUAUCCCUGUUUUGGUAGAGGACAUUCCUUGGAUUAUAAAGCACAUAGGGUGCAAUGGCAGAUCCCAUCCACUGGACCCGUUAUCGUUGGCAGCAACUGAUGUCUACAGAAAGCAGAGAAGGUGGCAGCAAUUCAAGUAACAAGUGCUAUCAAGCAAAAAAAACUAUUGGCAAACAUAGGAUAGUGAUACCCUGCUUGGGACAUUUUAAGGAAGAGUAUGAAAAGGUAUCAAAACUGUAUAUGAACAACAAAAUACGGACUACUAAAUAUACUUUACUGAAUUUUAUACCACGCAAUUUAUUUGAACAAUUUCACAGAGUUGCCAAUUUGUAUUUCCUAUUUCUGGUUGUUUUAAACUGGGUUCCCCUGGUGGAGGCUUUCCAAAAAGAAAUUACAAUGCUACCUCUGAUAGCAGUUUUAACAAUAAUCGCCCUGAAGGAUGGUCUGGAAGACUACUCAAAAUAUAAAAUGGAUAAACAGAUAAACAACUUACUAACCAAAGUGUAUAGCCGAAAAGAGAAGAAAUACAUAGAUGAACACUGGAAAAAUGUCAGUGUUGGAGACUUCAUCCGGCUUUCAUGUAAUGAAAUUAUUCCUGCUGACAUGGUGCUGUUAUAUUCCAGUGACCUGGAUGGGAUCUGUUACAUUGAAACUGCAGGUCUUGAUGGAGAAACCAAUCUAAAACAGAGGCAGGUGGUGAGAGGAUAUUCAGAGCAGGUGAUAAUUGUGCAUUUCCAGUGGUUUAAGAAAGUUGAUGUGACAGUCAACAAUAAAAACCUUAGUCCUCUAUAUUGCCUACUAUUCAGCAAUCCCCAUCUAAAAAUAUAAUAAAUAGACGAUAUAGUUUUAAUUUUAUUUGUUGUUAUUUUGGAGCAAAUCUUUGUCAGCUCACUCAACUCAGAGAAAGAGAGCUCUAUCUCAAGUGAAGUAAAACUAACUUUUCAAGUAAAUGUCCAGUCGUCAUGUAUAACACAUAGCAUUUAGUGCUCUGAAAUUAGAAUUUUUUUUUGAAGGGAGUUCAGUGCCACAUAAAAACAGAAAGAGGAAUAGAUGUCUUCUUUUUCAUUGUAUUUUCAAAUGUAUUUUUAGCUCCAAAUUUAGACCUUCAAGGAUUUAAAAGUCUUUGGAACUCUUACGAUUUUUUAAAUCUAUACCUGUCAAGACUGAACAUCACCAGGUCUUAUAAUUUUCACAGUGGUGGUCAGAAAUUAGUGCAGUCUUCAGCACACCUGGUAACUGAGUGCUGAUAUGGAAGCACUGCAUUGACAACAUCACCAGGGAGAUUCAGUGUUGUCCGUAAGAAUGUGCUGUUAACAGACUGGAGAUAAAAUUACCUGAACUGCCUCUGAAUUGUCAUGGGGAGGUGCGAAGGAGUUCAUUUAGAUUUUUUGGUUACUUAAGAAGCAGGGUAAUAUCAAAUGCAUGAUCUGUUAAGAAAGCUGGCUUUCUUUCUCCUGUUCUUUUUUUCUCAGUUUUAGAAUGAGAUAGUCAUGCUGUCCCAAAAAGUGACAAUUUCUUCACCAUAAAAGACUGUUCGUUUUUGUCCUCCAAGGGAAAAAGAAAGGCCAUCAUGGUGUCUAGUCACAGUUUCUGAUUGUAUAUUAGUUAACUUCACAGACCUCUGGUGUCCUGGCAGUUCAGUUCCAGACAGAGGCUUUGUCCUCUCAAACUCAGGCUGAAUAAGACUGUGGGAGUUCUGUGUAUGUAAACAGAGUAUAACUGUCUCACCUCUUAGUUUCUCAAGCUCGAAAAAAUAGAAACAACAUAAAUCAAAUUAAAAAACAUUUGAAGACAAAGUCUAAAAAGUUGUAACAUAAUGUAAAAAUAUUAUGUUCUGCAUUUCUAUGACUGAAUAAACACAAACACGAAUGUCAUCAUUAGGGCACUUGUUAUUGCCUUUGGGAUUCCUUUGGGAAGGCAAGGCAACAUUUGGGCCUAAAAGAGGAGCUGAAACUCUCGUAGCUAAUUUUUGUAAACUUAGAAUACCGUAAUUUAUUCUUUUUUUUCUGUAUGUACCUCAGUGACCACAGGAAAGAAAUUAAGGAAGUUCUGCAAGAGGCUUAUAAACAACAACUAGCAACAGACAACAAGGCAUAGAAGAGUGUUUCCGACCAUCUUCGCUUUCCUAGAGAAAUAGACAAAAAAUUGAGGACUUUUUCCCUAAGGAUAACAAAUUUUUUAAUGAACAAACUGACACUGCUUUGCUGCUUUUAAUUCACUCCAUUAAGAAGGAAUUAAUUUCCUUUUCCCUCACACCUUUUAUGAUUAGCUCAACCAGACAUUUAUUAGUAUGAAGAAGCUGAUAAACCAUUAGCACUAAAUCAGUGUGAGCAGUGGUUCUGCUUACGUUGUAGGAACGGUCACAGGACUGCAUCGUUCAGUUCCUUCCCAGCCUUUCAUGGCCAAUGACUGAAUUCUAUAUAUGUGCAGUAUCCUCAUAUUUAACAGAGGGGAAAGUGCUGUCAUUUUCUUCCAGGCAGCCCAGGAGUCCAAUUUGAUAAAAGGAUUUGCCAGCUUUCCAUUUCUGCUUUGGCUAUACACCGCAUUCCUAUAUUGUAUUAUCAAACCAUAUAUCAAACCAAUGUUCCACAGCCAAAGCAGCAAGUGUUCCUAAGAUACCAGUAUCUCAGCUGAUACUUGCUAGGGUUUGAUAUUUACUAGGAAAUCCUGUAUAAGUCUGAUUUACAUAGGUUGCAUGUAGACCAUCAACAUCAUUAGCAACUUUAAAUGUUGAGUUAAAUAGUUUGACAGUGAUAUCUACACCUACAAAUGUAUGAAGUUUCCAGGUUCUAUCAUAUUUGG
Molecule: messenger RNA, 2883 nt
Organism: Meleagris gallopavo (turkey)
Lineage: Eukaryota; Metazoa; Chordata; Aves; Galliformes; Phasianidae
Source: RefSeq, a predicted model, not a curated record